Molecule: messenger RNA, 3421 nt
Organism: Prinia subflava (tawny-flanked prinia)
Lineage: Eukaryota; Metazoa; Chordata; Aves; Passeriformes; Cisticolidae
Gene: GOSR2
Product: golgi SNAP receptor complex member 2
Exons: 6
Coding region: 76-714 (212 amino acids)
Biological process (GO): intra-Golgi vesicle-mediated transport; vesicle fusion
Cellular component (GO): late endosome membrane; SNARE complex; endoplasmic reticulum membrane
Molecular function (GO): SNARE binding; SNAP receptor activity
Source: RefSeq, a predicted model, not a curated record
GGAAGCGGAAGCAGCGAGAGGCGGCGGGGCCGGAAGUGGCGGGAGGCGACGUGUGCGGAGCGGAGCCGGUGCGGGAUGGAGGGGCUGUACCAGCAAACCAACAAGCAGGUCCAUGAGGUCCAGUCUUACAUGGGGCGCCUGGAGACUUCAGACAAGGAGUCAGUGCACUUGGUAGAAAAUGAGAUUCAGGCAAGAAUAGACAACAUAUUCAGCAACUUGGAACGUUUGGAAAUCCUGUCCAGCAAAGAACCUCCCAACAAGAGGCAGAAUGCCAAACUGCGAGUGGACCAGCUGAAAUACGACGUGCAGCACCUGCAGACAGCCCUGAGGAACUUCCAGCACCGCCGGUACCUGCGGGAGCAGCAGGAGCGGCAGCGCGAGGAGCUGCUGGCCCGCACCUUCACCACCAACGACUCUGACACCACCAUCCCGAUCGACGAAACCUUGCAGUUUAAUGAAUCCCUGCAGAGUGCCCACCGAGGCAUGGAUGAGCUUAUUGGCAGUGGCACCAACAUCCUGCAGGGGCUGAGGGACCAGAGAGUCACACUAAAGGGCACUCACAAGAAGAUCCUGGACGUUGCCAACAUGCUGGGCCUGUCCAACACGGUGAUGCGGCUGAUCGAGAAGCGCGCCUUCCAGGACAAGUUCCUCAUGCUGGGGGGCAUGGCCGUCACCUGCCUCAUCAUGUUCCUCGUGGUGCAGUACCUGACAUGAGCUGCUGCCCUCCUGCAAGAGGACUGUCUCCAGGACUGGCUUUCCUCUGGGUGCUGCUUUGGGUGAGCCCUUCCCGUGGACUUCAGAGUUUACAAAUCCCACUUGGAGAGCACGUCGGGAAAUGGAUGUGUCUGGGGACGCUGUGCUUGAGCAUGGCCCUGUGAAAAUAACCCCUGGCCUUUACUGCUCUCCCCUCAAGCCUGCAGGUUUAAUGGUCUGGUUAAUAGGAAGCAGAAAUGCCCAGCUGUAGCAAGGCAGGAAUGUCCCUUUGGGCACACAGGGAUGGGAGGGUGCAAAGGCACAGCCUAGGAUGCAGUGAGUCUUUCCUGUGCUGGCCAGCACUGACCUGAGCCCUGCAUUUUGCAGUGCAGGAACGGCACAGAGAAUUUCACAGUGUUCAUGGGCCUGAGUUCAGCCUGUGGGACUGAGCCUGAAAAAAGAGUUGGGAAGUAAAGGGCUCCCAUCUGUGGUUCCAUUUGCUUGGAGGAGGAGGAGGAUGUGUGGGGAAGAGUCUUAGAACACGGUUAAAACCUCAGUUAACUUCACACACAGUAUUAACCAGCACAGAUCCCUCUGGUUUAGGCUGAAAUGCUGCUCUGCUCAUCUGAGGGAUGUUGUGGUACCUCUCUGCCCUGCUGCUUCCCAGGGGAUGCUGAGUGCCCGCUCCCUCCUACUUCCACUGGGAUGCACGUCAGGCCUGUGCCAUCUCCCUAGGCCUUCUGCCAAAUCCAGCCUCCAAAAAUGACAUUUCCAAUGCUGGAGCACAGAGGUGUGGGGAGCUGUGUUCAUUUCCUGAGGUGCUGGCUGGGUUUUUGGGGCUCUGGAGCUGGAACUUGUGAGUGGAUGGAGCAGGUGAGUCCCGCUGUGCUCCCUGGAGGUGUUCACAGAGCUGGAACAGGUUCCUCACCCCAGAGGAAUGGUGGGAUCAGCAAAACAGGCCUGGAAAUCAGCCUGGUCAGGAGAGUUUCCUCAGGUUUGUGCCUUGGGGUGGUGACGUCCCCAUCCGUGGGAAGGGCAUUCCCUGUGGUCCCCUUUGCACCUAUGGAGUCACUGUGAAGGACACUGUCACCUCCCGGGGGUGGGGCUGCCUUGCACUCGUCCCUUGGGGUCGUUCCCUGUCCCAGUGAAACAUUUCCAAUGUGAGAUCCUCACCUCAGUCUGGCACAGCUUCCCCUGCAGCCUGGGGUGUCUGAUAGACAGGGAUCCCAGGGAUCCUGGGAUUUUGGGCAUCAUCCAUUUCAAUCACCCUACAGAUCCAUUCCCUCUCCAUGUGUGGCAAGUCUGGAGCAUUCCCCGAUAUCCUACAGUGGCACAGAUGUCUCAUGUCCAGAGGAUGUGGCCUCGUGCUGGCAAUUCCUCCCCUGUUUCCUGUCUGGAAUGGUUGUGGGUCUCUGGAUCAGUAACUAAUCACAAGUUCUGCGUUCUCUCCUCACUGCAUUGAGCUUUGCUUUCAUUAUGUGCCCUGUUGCAAACUGGGAGAAAGGGUUUUAAUGACUGAAAAAAUUUUAGAAGGAAUUUUAGGGAAUAUGUGCCAUGAGACAGGGCCAUGCUGGGGAGCAGAGCUGGGGUGGGGCCCAGCCAGACACCCAGAGUGACCAGUGGCCCCUGUUCAUGGCCUUCUCCAUGUGUUUGAUACUUCUGAAGUGUUUCCUGCUCUUGGAGUUUCCCAUUUGUCCAGGUUUUCCAAGGAAUUACUGUAGCAGAGCAAGCAUGGAACUUGUUUUCAUUUGAGGCCAAGGGAGUAAGGAAUUAAAAGGAAAAGAGGGAAUCUGCAGUGAUGGAGCAUCUGUCUUGCUGUGUAAUAGAAAUCAUAAAUCCAAAUUUGCCUGAAACUUAAUUUGGAUGUGAAAUCUGAUGGAUUCAGCCUUUGAGAGGGCAGCUGAGCACUUGCAAAGGGUCCCUGGCAAAUCUCAGUUCCCAAUUCCAGUGGAUUUUACCGUGUUGGGGUUUAAGGGUGUCAUUGUUUAAAGUUUCUGUAGUUGUGACCUGGUGUAGCAGGGUUUGUCUUACACCAAGGUGGGACUCUGGCCAAUCUCUUUCCUUUUGGACUGUGGUAGGAGCCAUAAGAUACCUGGAACUGGAUUGUUUUUCUGUUUCUGAGCCUAGCUUGGCAUUUUAAUAGAUGUUUUCCUGUUGAUUUAUUUUGCCUUCUGGAGUCUCCUUGUCCCUGCACAGGCUGAUUUCCCCUUGGUGAGCCAAGUAUCCUUGCUACCCAUGGCACCCAAAGGUGACACAUGGGGCUUGAAGGAACCACCUGGGGAGCUGGAUUUGGGGACAUCAGGCACGUUUGUAGUGUCUGUAAAGUCCAAAGAGAUUUCCAAGGGCAUCUCAGGUGGUUUGUGUGAAACCCAAAAUCCUCCACUGCCCUGGGACAUGGCAGGGACACGGGUGGUUCCUUCAAGCCCCACAUCUCCCCUUUGGAUGCAGUGGGAAAUGAGCUGGAGCUGGUGGGAUCGUGGUCCCUGCCAAAGGAAAUGAGCUGGAGCUGGAGCCCGGGAGGCUUUGCUGCUGUAGCUUGGUGGUGUUUCCUUCCUCACCAAACACCUCCCUUCUGCUUCCAAACUGUGGCACGAGUUCCAGCUCUGGGGUGAGCUGCUCUCUCAGGAGGGGACUCUGGGAAUUCACUUGCCUCUGGAAUAAAACUUUUUACCAGUAUUUUAUACAUAAAGGAGCAAGGGUGGGAUGUGAUUCAUGUGAUGUUCUGUGA